AUGUCAUCCAUCUCGAUUGCAACUCUCCCCCGCAUGGGCCGUGAUGUUCUAGCGGCCCUGCUAUCAACUAGCGAACUAAGCAAUCUAGCGAUUGUUGACGUCCGAGACUCAGACCACAUUGGUGGUCACAUCCACUCAUCAACUUGGGUCCCCAGCUCAAGUCUGGACGUGCGCAUGCCUGAGCUUAUCCGCACUCUCAAAGACAAGAAAACCGUUGUCUUCCAUUGUGCACUCAGUCAGCAGCGUGGUCCCUCUGCUGCCCUUCGCUAUGCCCGCGAGCGCGAGAGCGCGCUUGGCGCAGAGGAGAGCCAGAAGCAACAAGUAUUUGUGCUCGAGGGUGGGUUUGUGGAAUGGCAGCAGAAGUAUGGCAACGAUACUAAACUGACCGAGGCUUAUGUUGCGGAUAUUUGGGAGGAAUAUUAG
Penicillium griseofulvum is the source of this 423-nucleotide messenger RNA. Its product is annotated as phosphatase YCH1. Gene Ontology annotation, cellular component: cytoplasm; nucleus. Gene Ontology annotation, molecular function: protein tyrosine phosphatase activity. The coding region runs from base 1 to 423 and encodes 140 amino acids. NCBI's taxonomy places the organism in Eukaryota, Fungi, Ascomycota, Eurotiomycetes, Eurotiales, Aspergillaceae. The record is from RefSeq and is a predicted model, not a curated record. The transcript is spliced from 2 exons.